This is a messenger RNA of Sitophilus oryzae (rice weevil), 2844 nucleotides long. Its product is annotated as protein apterous-like. The transcript has 8 exons. The record is from RefSeq and is a predicted model, not a curated record. The coding region runs from base 346 to 1788 and encodes 480 amino acids. Gene Ontology annotation, cellular component: nucleus. Gene Ontology annotation, molecular function: RNA polymerase II transcription regulatory region sequence-specific DNA binding; DNA-binding transcription factor activity, RNA polymerase II-specific. NCBI's taxonomy places the organism in Eukaryota, Metazoa, Arthropoda, Insecta, Coleoptera, Curculionidae. Gene Ontology annotation, biological process: neuron differentiation; regulation of transcription by RNA polymerase II.
CUCGCAUGGUUGUCAUGUGUACCCCGACGUACCGCAGCAUCGGCAUGCGCGACGCCCAUCACUGACGACGUACUACGUUGAUUUAAGUUGGUUUUUUCGCGCGGUAUUUUUGAGUCGUUGUUGUUGGUUCUGUUAACAUUUUUUUGUUUGUCGGGGUUGUUCGGGGUAUAUUGAAAGAAAAAAACUUGUUUGUUGGUGUGGAUUGGUAGUAGUGAUGGUGGUAGUUUGAGGUGAGGACGUCGAGGCCGCAAGACGACGCCGUCCGUCGGCGUAGUGGUGGUUAAGGUGUCCGCGGAGGGUGGACGCGAGGUCCGUUCCUCGGGGUUGUCGUCGCUGCAGGUGCCGAUGGGGGUGUUCGAGGACGCGGGCAGGCGAGUCUCGCACGGAAUGCACUGGCAGCCGAACGAUCAAUAUAUCGGACCCGCCUAUGACCCCUCCAGAGAUCUGUCGCCCAAUCUGCCCUCAUGCGAGCCUCCGCUCAAGGGGGAGCCGCUGGGAGACACCCAAUUGGGGUCCACGGGACCACUGUCCCAGGAUAACAACAACCACACUGAAAAAAUGCACCAGUCCUGUGGAUCGGACUCCUGUAGAUCAUCCCCUCCCCGACCUCCACAUUCGGUGACACCCCCCGAACUGCGAAGACCCGGAUCUUCAUUCGACCAUCACAUACCCAAAAUUGAACCGGAUACAACUCCAUCGUCACCACCAACACCACCAUCUAGCUGUGCGGACGAACUUGCUGGUGCUGCAGUGUGCGCAGGCUGCGGCAUCAAAAUCACCGAUCGGUACUACCUCCAAGCGGUGGAACGGCGGUGGCACGCGCAAUGUUUGCAGUGUUGUCAGUGCAGGAACACUUUGGACGGUGAUAUUACGUGUUUUUCGCGCGACGGAAAUAUCUACUGUAAGAAAGACUACUACAGAUUGUUUGGUAUGAAAAGAUGCGCCCGAUGUCAAGCAACAAUACUUUCCUCUGAACUGGUGAUGCGAGCGAGGGAUUUAGUGUUUCACGUGCACUGUUUUUCCUGCGAGAUGUGCAACACUCCGCUGACCAAGGGCGAUCAUUUCGGCAUGAGAGGGUGUUCGGUGUUGUGUAGGCUACAUUUCGAGAUUCCUCCCGAUAUGGCGUCGACGGGGAUGUUUCCUCUUCACCAUUUUCCACCUAAAAGUGAACCUUAUAUGCCGCCCUUCCCCAGUCCGGAGUUCCAUCCCGCGUUACCACCCCAAGUACCGCCGCCCCCCACGGAGCCCCACGUAGGCAAACCCGCCUUUUUCAACGGUCAAACCGGAGCGCCCCCUAGGCAGAAAGGCAGACCGCGGAAACGGAAACCGAAAGAUCUGGAAGGGAUGACAGCUAACCUAGAUUUAAAUCAAGAAUACCUUGACAUUCCAUUCGGGAGAUCGCCGGGUACGCCGGGUCUCCACGGCUCGAACCAGAGGACCAAGAGGAUGAGGACCUCGUUCAAACACCACCAGCUCAGGACGAUGAAGUCGUACUUCGCGAUUAACCACAAUCCAGACGCCAAGGAUCUGAAGCAGUUGUCGCAGAAGACCGGGUUGCCGAAAAGAGUACUACAAGUUUGGUUCCAAAACGCCAGAGCAAAAUGGCGACGGAUGAUGCUAAAGCAGGAGGGCAAAUCCGGCGAGAAAUGCUCGGGUUCAGAAAGCAUCAGCGACAUGGAGAUGUACGGAGGACCCGGAGGGCCCGCUUCCAUCGGCAUGCAGCCUCACAGUCCUCCGUUCCUGCUACCGGGUGGCGCUGGAAGCCCGUCCAGUCUAGACUGUUCCUGAGCUCGCGGUGUUGCCGGGUAGUGUCGUGUCUUAAAGAUUAAUCCCGACUAGGUAUUUUGUGGUGUCGGUUUGUAAGUUCCGAAUUUCGGUUGUGUAAAUUGAUAUGAAAGUCAAAAUUGCUUCAAUUUUCUUCUUAUAAGUCGUUGAAAUUUAAUACAAGUUUCUACAAAAAACCAGAAUAUCUCGUAGAUAGAAUUCUUCCUAAAAGAACCCCGUUUUUUUUUCGUUGAGAAUUUGAAUUCAGUUUCACUUAUUUCUUUAAUAUUAUGUAAAUUUGAACAAAAUUUACUAGAAUACAGACAAACAUCCUAUGAUUUUCGCGAAAAUGAACACAAUAAAUUGAUAAUUGACUCUUGUCAUAUCUAUAAAUUUAUAAAUCUCCACAAAAUUCCUCGUCUGGAGUGACCUUAAACGGUUAUUGGUUAAGUAUGGUUGAUUGAUGCACAGAUUAGAAACUUAAGUAAAUUAUUGAAGUAAAAUGAAAAACAAUUGUUCCUAAUAAUAAACUAGAGUAAGUGUAUGCUGUAUCAUCAGAACUAAUUGAUAUCUAUCAUAUCGUAAUUUUGUUUGUUUUAAAUUAUGUUUAUAGCUUUGUGGCGGUUUAGUUUCUUAAAAAAAAUCUGUGUAUUUUGCCACUGAAAUUUCAAUACUAAGUUUAAUUUUAGCAAAAGAAAUAGAACAUCUUUCUUCGUUUUCAGAAGCAAAAAGCAAAACAAAAAAAUAAAGAAAAACUAUUUAUAAUGCCUAAAUGUAUGAUAUAGUAAUUUAUUAAUUUUGUGAAACAACAAAAAAUAUUAUAAAUCUUAGAAAAAAAUAUUCUAUAUACAGACAUUUUAAGAAUUUUAGUUUUACCUCAUUGUGUUUGUAUUAAAAAACUAAACUGUUCCAGUAGUAGAUAGGUUUAGAUAUUUUAAAAAGUUUUUCUUUAUUCUUUUUGUAUCUUUUACCUGACGACGGGAGGAAAAAUAGCCUAAAAACUUUUAAGCACUUUUUUGGGUUUAGGCAAAUUUAUUUACGAGCAAAAUGCCACUGACAAGGCUCUUUUCCAUUUGAAGG